AUGGCUUUAGCAGCUGCGGCUCUGUUCUUUCCGCCGACAGUAAGCGUCCGAUCUCCGGCUAAUUUCCUUCGCCGUCCCUCCAAUCUUUGCCGGCUUAUCGUUCUUCCGACGAAUGGCGCAGCGAGUACCAAGAACGGCCGACGCCGGCAAAUUAAGAGGGCAACAUUUGUAGCAAAUGCUUUGCCGGUGGAGGAAGACGGCGUUUCUUUGGGAACCAUGAAGCUUCCCGUUGAUACCGAUCUAGCUCGAUUUGAGACCCUUCUUUUUCAGUGGGCUAAUAGUCUUUGCCAAGGAGCUAAUAUACCUCUGCCUGUUCCUCUCAAGGUGGAUCGAAUUAGUGGAGGAGCAAGAUUAGGAUUCAUAGUGAUGGAGGAUGAAGGAAAAACAGAUGUUCCGGUUUACAUAGACUGUCUGGUUUUCGAGAGCACAGAGAGCGGUUCAGGUUCAGGACCAGUGUUCCAAGCGACGCGGAAUGGGAGGAAGAAAGAUAAAGCACCUCCGGGAGAAGAAAGAAUCAUGAGAAGCCUCUUAGGAGCUCUUAAAAGAGCUGUUGAACUUGCUCGAGUCACCUAA
Messenger RNA from Microthlaspi erraticum, 573 nucleotides. Lineage: Eukaryota; Viridiplantae; Streptophyta; Magnoliopsida; Brassicales; Brassicaceae. The record is from the annotation of a GenBank genome assembly.